GCUUUAAAUUUUUCAGGCUAGAAGUGUGUCAGCAUAAUUGGCAAACAUUAGCUAAUGGAAUAGAUCGGAGGCAUAGAAACUUAAUUUUAUAGUACGUGAACCUUUAAAAUGGAGGCGUCUGGCUUCUGCUUUCCUGAAAUACAGGAAAGGCGAACGGUUGGGUUUUGUCUGUAAUUUUUGUUUUUUAAUGCAUUGUGGCUGAUCUUAAAUAUUUUAGUUCCAGAAGGCAGAAUCUGAUCUGGAUUAUAUUCAACACAGACUGGAGUUUGAAAUAAUGAAAAGUCUUCCUGAUAAUCCAGCAGCAGAGGAAAAUCCGUUUGCUCUCUUGGAAGAACUCUCAGUGCUGAAAUCUCGUUAUAAAACAUUAUGUAUGCAGCUGGAAAAAAUUUUCGUAGAGCAGAGAGAAUCCAUGAAGGGCAUCCGUGCUGCUCUAGAGAACACAAUGAAGAUGGUUCAGGCAUUACAGCAACAUGCUGAUCUUGAGCGCUUACCUCUGUCAGAAGAAGAACAGACUGCAGCACAGCAGUUAACCUGCCAAACUGUUAAAGAAAUGGAAUCGCUAGUGGAACAGCCAUUUUGUUCAGGAUCUACAGUCCUUGGCUCAGCUGAAGAGCAGCAUUGAGCGUUUCGCAGAUGUACAAGAUGACUUUGAAAGCCACUGACUCAAGAAUACGAAUCUUGAAAGAACUUGCUAUUGUGGAACUUGACAAACAAGGAAAUGUUAAAUUAGUUGUGUAAAUGAAAGCUCAGUCCAUUCUCAUUUGACACACAAGCAUCUUGGUCAUAGCUCCUGGGUUACUGACGGGCACGUAUUUCUCUGGUGUCUACGAGUUAUAAGUACACUGUGGGAAAGCUGUUAAUGUUUCUGUAUACAAAUUCUAGUGAUAGUACUUAAAAUCAGAGACUUAAAAAACAUUGAGGUUGGUAUUUUAUCUUGGAUAUUUACAGGACUAUAGUCAAUGCAUUUUUGAAGAGUCUCGUUAGCCAUGUGACACUUCCAUAUUCUUGCUUACAUUCCUGAGUGGGUUUUUAAGACAAAUAACACAAGCCACUUAAUUGUACUUACAUUCCUGAAUAAAUGAUGAAAGC
Molecule: messenger RNA, 1089 nt
Organism: Pygoscelis adeliae (Adelie penguin)
Lineage: Eukaryota; Metazoa; Chordata; Aves; Sphenisciformes; Spheniscidae
Gene: SKA2
Product: spindle and kinetochore associated complex subunit 2
Exons: 5
Coding region: 275-622 (115 amino acids)
Biological process (GO): chromosome segregation; mitotic cell cycle; cell division
Cellular component (GO): spindle microtubule; outer kinetochore
Molecular function (GO): microtubule binding
Source: RefSeq, a predicted model, not a curated record